Messenger RNA from Stegostoma tigrinum, 2113 nucleotides. Its product is annotated as lysosomal protective protein-like. Bases 83 to 1444 code for a protein of 453 amino acids. Gene Ontology annotation, molecular function: serine-type carboxypeptidase activity. The record is from RefSeq and is a predicted model, not a curated record. The transcript has 11 exons. Gene Ontology annotation, biological process: proteolysis. NCBI's taxonomy places the organism in Eukaryota, Metazoa, Chordata, Chondrichthyes, Orectolobiformes, Stegostomatidae.
CCAGGCAGCCACAUUCCUUGGGGAUUCUCUGUGCUGUGUUUGUCACAUAGAUUCCAUCUCUCUGUCCCACUGCUCCACAGCCAUGUGGUGGAGUUUGCUGUUACUUUGUGUGAGUAGCUGUCUGGCAUAUUACUCUCCAGAUGAAAUCCUCUCGUUACCGGGUCUGAACACCAGACUGAACUUCCAGCAGUGGUCUGGCUACUUGCAGGCAUCUCCUGGCCAACAUCUACACUACUGGUUUGUAACAUCCCAGCGAAGCCCAGAUACUGACCCUGUGGUCCUGUGGCUGAACGGUGGACCUGGAUGCAGUUCCUUAGAUGGAUUCCUUGCUGAAAAUGGACCUCUGCAUGUGAAUGAUGAUGGCAGUACACUCUACAUCAAUGAGUACAGCUGGAAUAAAGUGGCCAAUGUUCUGUACCUGGAGUCUCCGGCCGGAGUUGGCUUCUCCUACUCGGAUGAUCAAAACUACGCCACCAACGAUAAUGAGGUUGCAGAAAACAACUAUCUGGCCCUGCAGGACUUCUUCAAUAAGUUCCCCAGCUUCAAGAGCAACGAUUUUUAUAUCUUUGGUGAAAGUUAUGGGGGCGUUUAUGCACCAACCCUAAGCCUGAAAGUUGCAGAUGGACCAGCUCCGAUUAACUUCAAGGGGUACGGAGUUGGGAACGGACUGAGCAGCACAUUCUACAACGACCAGUCACUUGUCUAUUUUGGAUAUUACCAUGGACUCUUUGGAGACACAUUAUGGAGCAACCUGAACACAUACUGCUGCGAAGGUGGAUCCUGCAAUUUUGUCAGCAACAACAACUAUUACUGCCAAGUAUUUGUUGAGCAAGUCUUCCAGAUCAUCUACAAUAGUGGACUUAAUUUGUACUCACUGUACUUGAACUGUGCUGGAGGAAUACCAGGAAGUCAUUCACGCUUCCACACAGAUCUCAAGAACCUCUUCCAACAUUAUCAUUUUGAAAUACCAAAGCAGAACGCAGCUACAUUAAAGAACAUAGCACCUCCGUGUAUCAAUGAUACCGCUCAGUGGACCUGGCUCAAUCGUGCUGAUGUAAGACAGGCUCUGCACAUCCCAAGCUUUGUCCAACCUUGGGAACUCUGCAGUUCUGUGGUUGGUGAAAACUAUCAACGCAUCUACAACACCAUGCACACUUUCUACCUGCAGCUGCUCGGUAAGGGUCUCCGAGUACUGGUCUAUAAUGGGGACACAGACAUGGCCUGUAACUUCCUGGGAGAGAACUGGUUUGUGAAAUCGCUGAAUCAGCAGCAAACCCUAACCUAUCAACCAUGGAUUUACAAUGACCAGAUCGCAGGGUUCUACGAACAGUACGGGAACCUCACCUUCCUGACUGUCAAGGGAGUUGGACACAUGGUACCACAGUGGGCACCAGCAAGAGCUUUGAAGAUGUUUGAAUCUUACCUCACCAACUCUCAAUACUGAUGAGACUGCUGCCUUGCCUGGAGUACCUUCUCUCUACUACCGUGUUGCUUUGUCAUCUAGUUGUUAAACUUUUUAACCUCUUCUCUCAUGCACAAAAUGGGAUUUUUAUUGUGGCACAGAGACCAAAGCCACCAGCACCAAAGUGAGCCAAUUGAAACUAAACUGAAACUAUCUUGAGGGGAAAGAAGGACUUGAUUAGAACAAACAUCAACACUAGUUAAAGAAGAGUUGUUUUUAAUAUUUCAGAGAGUUGUCUGGGUUUGCUUUUGUUCUGGACACGUAAGUGAACAAACUCGAUCAAGCAACAGCUCCAGUUUGCAGGACAGUCUGAUUGGUUCACAGUUAUAUAAAUGGAGGUGUUAGUGAGCAUGGCCUACAGAUUGCUCUCUGCUGACAGGGGCACUCAGAGUUCCUGAAGCUAUUAAACUAACCCUGCUCUGUGUUCCCAGGACUAUCUAAUACUGCUAAAUGUCCAUGUUUCGAGGGGAAAUUCCCUCACCAGUUUCUCCAUUUUGCCUGAGUGCUGUUGCUAUUUUGAGGUAAAAAUCCCAUUUUGGAAUGAAGUGUUUGUAAUUUCAGGAUUGCUAACAUCCAAUGACCCCAGGGGAGCUUUUUAAACAAAGGUCUGAGACCACUGAAUAAAUUCAAUAACCUUUUCUCAUUCAGAAA